Messenger RNA from Gekko japonicus, 3514 nucleotides. RefSeq names its product TELO2 interacting protein 1 (gene TTI1). Bases 1 to 3273 code for a protein of 1090 amino acids. Gene Ontology annotation, cellular component: cytoplasm. Gene Ontology annotation, biological process: chromatin remodeling. NCBI's taxonomy places the organism in Eukaryota, Metazoa, Chordata, Lepidosauria, Squamata, Gekkonidae. The transcript has 7 exons. The record is from RefSeq and is a predicted model, not a curated record.
AUGGCGGUCUUCGACACCCCGCAGGAGGCCUUCGGGGCCUUGCGCCCAGCAUGCGUGCAGCUGACCAAAGCCCAGACGGCGGAGAAUGUGGAGCGCCUCCGUGAGCAGCUGCAGUCCGUGAGCGACCUCGCCUUGCAGGAGCUGCAGGAGUACGUCCUCUUCCCGCUGAGGUUCACCCUCAAGACGCCGGGGCCCAAGCGCGAGGGCGUCGUCCGGAAGGUGGUGGGAUGCCUGGCCUUCGUCCUUGCUGCCACACGCGUGCGGAAGGCGGAUCUGCUGCAGGAGCUGUUCUCCGAGCUCUGCCUCUGCCUGGGGUCUCCGGCCAGCCCCGGCCAGCCGGCCCCGCUGUCCGAAGAGCUGAAGCAGGACGUGAUCUGGACCCUGGAGGCGUUGCUCCACGCGGCCGACUGGGAUGUCCUCCUGACCCUUUACCGGCCCUCCGCCCUUCCCCACCUGGGCUUCGCGGUCUCCUUGCUGCUGGCCGUCGCCGAGCGGGAGAGAGCCAAGGCCGUCCAGGUCGCCGCCUUGCACUGCUUGCAGGCUCUCCUGCUGCAGUGCGACUGCCCGAAGCGCCACCGGCCCCUGGAUGGCGAGGAGCGGAGACGCCUCGGCGACCUCUUCGCUUCCUUCCUCCCGGGCGUCUCCGUCGCCCUGUCCCGGGUUAUCACGGGGGACGUGAAGCAGGGGCACACGGUCGUCGUCUCGGCCACCCGGGCCUUCUCUCGGGCGCUGGGCGUGGUGAUGGCGGACGAGCAGCUGGCCCGGGUCCCGCCCGAGAGAGAGAAGCCGGCCCUGGAUCGGGACGGCCGGAUAGCGGAGCUCCUGGUGCACAGAAAUGCAGACUGGGUGACGAGCACCGCCGCCAAGCUCUCCGUCGUCAUCCGGAAGGUGGUGGGCGGGGUGUCUGCUCACCCGCACUGGAAGGCGAGGAAGGAGCUGGCGGACAUGUCCUCGCGGCUGUUGAGCGAGUGCAGCCGGUCCUUGGCGGGAUCCGUAGGGCAGCUGGUGAAAGCCUUGGUCGGCCUCGUGAACGACGAGAGCGCCGAGGUGCGGAGCCGGAGCAACGAGGCGCUCAGGGGUCUGGCGGCCCGAGGGGCGGUGGCCGAGGAGCGGCGUCUGGCGGACAUCCUCUCGGAGGAACUGCACGCGCUCACCACGGCCCUUCCUCGCCUCAUGAGCUCCCAGGACGACCAGGGCAAGGUGGCGACCUUGAACCUGCUGGUGGGCUACCUGAAACUCUUGGGCCCCAGGGUGAACGUCGUCCUCCACUCCGCGUCCCACCUCCAGCGCCUCUCCAAAGCGCUCGUGCAGGUUCUGGAGAUGGACGCGAAGGACGUCAAGAUCGUGGAGGAGCGGCGCCGGUGGGGCCCGGAAGGCCCGCGGGAGCUGUCCGGGAGUCCGACGGAGCCCCCGCCCAAGGGGAGCGGCCCUCGGAAGCGCUUCCGCUUCUUCACGGAGGACCGGGUCUUCUCCCUGCUGCGGCAGGUUGGCCGGAUUCUCGGGCACUACGGGGACCUCUAUCUACUCGUGGACCACUUCACGGAGCUCUACAGGGAGUCCGCCGCCUACCGGAAGCAGGCCGCCAUGGUGGUCAACGAGCUGAUCGCCGGAGCUGCCGGCCGGGACGUGGACGUCCUCCGCGAGCGGGAAACGGGACUGAGCAGAAACGAACUCAAAGGGGUCGUCGCUUCCGUGCUGGAGGAGUACCUGGACCCGGGCAACUGGCAUCUGGUCACCAGUCUCGAAGGGGAAGAGCUCGAAGCGGAGCCGGCCGGGGAAUAUUUCGGCCUCCUCGCCGUCCCGUCCGCCGAGGGCUUCCCGCUUCCUCCGGCUUUGAAUCCGAGACCCCUGGUCCACUCCAUGAGUGGCAACAUCUGGCAGAUCUGUAUCCAGCUGGAAGGGGUCGGCUGCUCCGCGUUGGCACUGGAGAAAGACUUCCGCGAGCUCCUGAUCUCCGUCCUGUACCCAGUUCUGGAAAAGGCUGGAGACGGCAACCUGCUGAUCAGGCAGGUGGCCCUGGGGACUAUGGCGGACAUCUGCCAGGCCUGCGAGUACGACUCCGUCCCGGGCCUCAUCUGCCAGAACGCGGACUACCUGGUGGACGGGAUUUCCUUGCACCUGCGCCGCCUGGCUCACGAACCGCACGCCGCCCAGGUCCUGGGGGCCAUGCUCCGACACGCCGAUGCCGACGUGCUGCCUUUGGUGGGGGACGUGAUUCAAGACGUCCUGGCCGCGCUCGACCGGGGCCAUAGCGAACGCACGCCUCUGUUCCUUGGGGUUAUGCACACCCUCAUGACGAUGCUAGCUUCCUGGUUUGCGUCUGGGCACCAAACGGACGGGAACCCGGAACAGGACGGGGGCCCUUUGCUGGGAGGAGCUGGCCCGCCGGAGAAGAGGCCCGCCGCUGUCCCCACCGCGGAGGAAAUGGAGGCCUUCUUCCGGGAGUACAUGCGGCAGAAGCGGAUCGCAGAGGGUGACCUGCCGGAUGAGGAGGAAGGAGAGGAAGGAGAGCCUCCGCCUACUUCGGCGCCUGAGUCGAACGACCACAGCCCGGAGGUGGAGACUCCGUUGCCCGCCCACGCCCAGGUGGCCAAAGAAGUGAUGGAGCGCUGUGUCCACCUGCUCUCGGACAAGAGCCUUCGCGUGCGCCUGAAGGUUCUGGAUGUCUUGGAGCUUUGCGUGACAGUCCUGCAUCCUCACCAGAACCACUUCCUCCCAUUGGUUCAUCGGACGUGGCCUGCCCUUGUGACCCGCCUGACCAACGACGACCCCGUGGCUGUGCUCCGAGCCUUCAAGGUUCUGUGCGCGUUAGGAGCCAGGAGCGGGGACUUCCUGCGGCGGCGAUUCUCCAAGGACGUCCUGCCCAAGCUGGCGGGCUCCCUUGCCACCCAGGCGCCAGUCAGUGCCCGCAGCGGGCCCAUCUACAGCCACACCCUGGCCUUCAAGCUGCAGCUCGCCGUGCUUCGGGGCCUGGGCUCCCUCUGCCAAGCGCUGGACCUUGAUGAGAGCGACCUCCAUCAGGUGGCAGAGACCUGCCUGCCCUACCUCAGCGCGAAACAGCCCGUGAAGUUGCAAGCAGCUGCCCACAGCGUCUUCCUCCACUUGAUGCAGAUGGACCCGGAUGCGGCGUGGCUGUUCCUCGGCGAGGUCUGGUGCCCCCGGGCCUACGAGCCCCCCCACCCGAGCCUGCGCCCGGUGCGGCUGAGCGGGAUGGGGAAGAAGCGGGACGAGUUCACGGACAACGUGCAACGCCUGCUGGACGAGCUGCAGUGAGGGGGGCCGAGCAGAGAGGGGGACAGACGGGCAGGCGUGCCCGCUCCCGGGUCCCAACCGGACGGGCGUCCUUCGGAAACGCGGGGAGAUGGGAGCCCUGCCGAGAGGAGCUGGUGGGGCUGAGACCCAGUUGAGGGCGAGAACCAGCUCUCGGAGAAGCGGAAGCUCUUGUGGGUGGCCAAAGGAAGAGACUCAGCCUUGACGUAUUCUAGCCCAAGCGGUGGGGGCCCUCCACGCGUCC